AUGCGCUUCCGCUACCUCUCCGCCACCCUUCUCGCCUCGGCGUUGCCAGCUUUUGCUGGUGUUAAAGAGCUCUGGUGGGACCUCACAUACGUGCAGGGUGCUAGCCCAGAUGGCCUCUUCGAACGUCGCGUUAUUGGUGUUAAUGGAACAUGGCCGCCUCCACCCAUUGAUGUCAACACCACAGACUCGUUUGUGGUACAUGUUACCAACUCUCUGGAUGAACCUGCUACUCUGCACCACCAUGGAAUGUUUUUCAACUCUACAUCCUGGAUGGAUGGUGCGGUUGGCGUCACAGAAUGUGGUAUUCCCCCUGGCGGAAAAUUCGACUAUGUUGUACCUGUUGACACGUCGGGACAAUGGGGCACGUACUGGGUCCACGCCCACUCUAAGGGACAAUACGUCGACGGCCUCCGUGCGCCGGUCGUGCUCCACCCACCGCGGGAACCUCAUGUCUACGAUGGCGAAUUUACGGUCGUCCUCGGUGACUGGUACCACGAUGAACACGCCGUCCUCCUCAAACAAUUCAUCAACAUUGCCAACCCCGGUGGGGCUGAACCUGUACCGGACUCUGCUCUCAUAUAUUUCGCGCAGAAUGCAUCGUACUUGGGUCCAAUUUCGGGUACGAACCCCCACCCUGUUACUGCCGCCGUUGGCUUCAAUGAGAAUGCCACUCUUCCGUUCGAGCCUGGUAAAACAUACCGUCUGCGCGUCGUGAACACCUCCGCAUUUGCCGCUUUCUUCUUCUGGAUCGACGGGCACGACAUGCGCGUCAUCGAAGUUGAUGGGACUGAUAUUGAAGAAUCUCCAAUCGACCUGCUCAGUGUGACCGUUGCGCAGAGAUACUCAGUCCUGGUCACCGCUCGUAACGACACGUCGGCUAACUGGGCCAUCCACGCCAACAUGGAUGUCGAUAUGUUUGACACCAUCCCGGAUGCGCUGAACCCUAAUGUCACGAGUUCUAUAACAUACAGUUCUUCCUCUCCUCUCACGGACCUCGGGUUCGUUGAUGAGUACCACGAUGUCGAUGAUAUCGACAUGGUACCCAUCGAAGUCAUUGCUCAACCCGCUGCCACCAAGACCAUCGAACUCGAAGUCAUCUUCGACACCAUGGACGACGGGACCAACCACGCUAUGUUCAACCAGAUCACUUACAACUCACCCAAAGUACCGGCGGUAUUUUCAGCACUCAGCCUGGGGAGCAAUGCGACAGUAGAGCAAGCAUACGGGCCUUUGAGCUUCGUGGUCGACCAUAUGGACGUUGUCGACAUUGUGAUCAAGAACGGAGAUGCCGGGAAGCAUCCAUUCCAUUUGCAUGGGCACAAACCCAUGAUCGUUGGUCGAUCAGAGGAUUACACUUCGGAUGACCCUGAGUUGAAUCCUCCCAUCAAAGAAGGCCAGGCCAACCCCAUGCGCAGAGACACCGUACAAAUACCAUCCAUGCACUCUGUGACGUUGCGCGUGGUGGCGGAUAACCCGGGAGUGUGGUUCCUCCAUUGCCACAUUGAAUGGCAUCUCGAAGUCGGUCUUGCCAUGCAACUCAUUGAAGCACCUCUGGAAGCACAGCAGCGAAACACCGUACCCCAACUCAUGUACGAUAACUGUAAGGCUCUAAACUUACCUUUCUCUGGAAAUGCUGCCGGAUUUGCUUCCACGACACAACUGGACGGUCUUCCUCUUGGUCCUUAUCCUCAAAAUAAUGGGUGGCAUGCCCGAGGUAUCGGCGCAAUGUUUGGUUGUGUGUUCACGGCUACACUUGGAAUGGCGUCCGUCGUAUGGUACGCGCUCGGCGGACAUUUGUCCGAAGAAGAGGAAGAACACGAGCAUGCGAUCAAAAUGAGGAUCACGUCGAAUAUCAAUUUCGGUGGCCAUACGGCUUACGAUGAGUUCUCAAAGGUCGCUGUGCAAACGGGCCUCAUAAAGACCAUGCUUGCCUUGACGCAAAGGAAAGAACUCGAUAGUGUUCGUGCUUCGGCAUCCUAUCAAGCGAUGGAUACAAUCGCGCGGCUUAUGACAUCCGGAACGACCGCAGAGCGCCGUUCACUGGUCACUGACCUCGUCCAACGCAAUAUUGUAAAGAUCGCACUUAAUAAAAUGGACCACCCUUUAUGUCUUCACCACCAAGUAGCAGCCAAUCUCUUGCGUACCCUGACCACUGAAAGCUUCCUUGGGGAGAUGAUAAAUGGCGCACAAGCCGCAGAUAUCAUAGCGAAAUUGGCCUCGUUCACGGCUUCUGGUCCGGAUUUGUUCAUCAAGCAGUUCACAUCCCCCUCUACUAGCUGGCAAACCAGUAUAGCCAUUGGCAGAGAAUUGACGCUUCCUCAAGCUAAGGCAUACGCGCCGAGAUAUUUUGGAUUGACCCAAGAGAACGCUAUGUGGGCGAUGCACGGUUUGAUGUGCCGUGAUCCACCGCCCACUCAUCAAACCCGCCUUGACAUCCUUCGUCACAACCCAGAAGUUAUCGACCUCAUGUUCAAAUGCGCUUCCUUACGCAGGGAACCGUGGUAUCCGGAAAAUCAAUGCGACUCUAUCGCCUGUGAGGUAAUAGCUAUGCUCUUCAUGGAUUUGCUUGAAAAUGUACCGGGUGUACACACUGUAUUACCUGAUGCAGCUCAGGCCUCCGAUGAUGCUGAAGCAGAGGCAUUCAAUGAGUCUCUCCAGAUCUUAUUCUCACGCGAUAACUGGGUCGAGAAAAUCAUUGGCGUGCAGAAACGGCUAGACGACGAAAAGUGGCAAGAUAGUCUUCAGUUUUUCAAGCGAGUGACACGCGAUUAUCUCGCCGUGCAACCCCCUGGCGAAGACUCAUUCAUACAAAUAUUUGAAUAUCGAGGCACUUCGCGAAUAUGCAUGCUACGCCUCAUAGCCACUGCUACUCACGCGUCGGAUCUAUCUACAUUCACCGAUGCAAACAUCAUAUCACUGCUUCGAGUCGCUCAUCUCAGCGCACAACGCGCUCAGAACACAAAGCCUCCGCAAUCCAUCAUCAACAAGGCCGAGCUCUACCUGGGUUUAGAAUGCAAUCAGGAGAUACAUCGCGAACCCCUCUAUACGCGAUCGGUUCCUCAGUCGAUCGAGGCGCCGCACGUCGUCCCGCCUGAGCUGGUGAUGGGUCCCAUUGCCAUGCUUCGACUGCUCACACUCCUCGCUCAGAGAGAUCUUCUCGACAAAAUACCGUCUUGGCAGCGUCUUCCCGAUGGUACAUCCAAGACGGUCACCCUACGCCAGUUACAACAAAUGACCAGCGACGAGACAAUCGGAAAGUUGCUCAAAUACUCUAUGAAAGUAGUCGCUGCGCGAAGGGAGAAGGGAACAGAAUCCAUGAAGAAAGGCAAACUGGAAUAUGCGGGUGGAAUAUACAUGUCGGCCGCUGAAUUCGCCGCUGCACUCCUCGCCUUCGACGAAGCUACUAAGGGCAAGUGGCGGACACAAUUGUCGGGUGCACGAUCCGAACUAGUGAAGUCGUUGGGAAACGCUGCAGAAAUGUCAUUUCAGCGAGGUAAGUUUCGUCGGGCACUUCGUUUCGCGUCGGGGGCCAUCGAAGCAGGGGAAGGUGCUUCAGAUGUUGAUUCAGCCCUCCUGGCCAAGAACAAGCGGAGGUUUGACGCUGCUAAGUCACAAUUGCCAUGA
Messenger RNA from Pleurotus ostreatus (oyster mushroom), 3624 nucleotides. RefSeq names its product ferroxidase fet3 (gene FET3). Gene Ontology annotation, molecular function: copper ion binding; ferroxidase activity. Gene Ontology annotation, biological process: reductive iron assimilation; cellular response to iron ion starvation. Lineage: Eukaryota; Fungi; Basidiomycota; Agaricomycetes; Agaricales; Pleurotaceae. Gene Ontology annotation, cellular component: high-affinity iron permease complex. The transcript is spliced from 15 exons. The record is from RefSeq and is a predicted model, not a curated record. The coding region runs from base 1 to 3624 and encodes 1207 amino acids.